CGAAUAUGGUGAAUGAUGAAGUGGUAAUUUAGUAUCCUCGAAAUUGACUCAUUUGGACAAUAUUUCUUGAGAAAAGAAUAUUUCCAAUGUCUACUCUGCGACCGUGACAUCUUAGGCGACGCAUGAAGUCGUAAGACAGAAAUAUUUUAAAGGUUACCUGGCGUUUACGCUAUUUUUAAUACAGGACGUGGAAACAAUCAGGAAAUCGAAAAUGAGCGGAAUGGGCAAAGGCGUCAAGAAAGAUACGAAGAUGCGUAUCCGAGCCUUUCCAAUGACAAUGGAUGAGCGGUAUGUUAACAACAUAUGGGCACUAUUGAAGAACGCCAUUCAGGAAAUACAGAGGAAGAACAACAGUGGCUUAAGUUUCGAGGAGUUGUACCGCAAUGCUUACACCAUGGUCCUUCACAAACAUGGUGAAAAACUGUACACAGGGCUGAGAGAGGUCGUGACAGAUCAUCUUAUUAAAAAGGUUCGAGAAGAUGUACUAGGAUCUUUAAAUAAUAACUUCCUGCAGACUCUAAACAGUGCAUGGAAUGACCAUCAGACAGCCAUGGUCAUGAUCAGGGAUAUUCUCAUGUACAUGGACCGUGUGUACGUCCAGCAGAACAGCGUGGACAAUGUGUAUAACCUGGGGCUCAUGAUCUUCCGAGACCAGGUGGUGAGGAACCCUGUCAUACGGGAUCACCUGAGGACCACGCUGCUGGACAUGGUGGCUAAGGAGCGGCGGGGAGAGGUGGUCGACAGGGGGGCUGUGAAGAACGCCUGUCAAAUGUUGAUGGUGUUGGGCAUUGAUUCACGGUCAGUUUAUGAGGAGGACUUUGAGCGGCCAUUCCUUGACCAGUCGGCGGAGUUCUACAGGUCUGAGAGUCAGAAAUUCCUGGCUGAGAACAGUGCCUCUGUGUACAUCAAGAAGGUGGAGGCGAGGAUUAACGAGGAAGCGGAGAGAGCCAGACAUUAUCUGGACAAGACGACGGAGGAGCCCAUCGUCCGGGUUUUGGAAGAUGAGCUUAUCAGUAAACACAUGAAGACAAUAGUAGAGAUGGAAAACUCUGGAGUUGUUCACAUGCUGAAAAAUAACAAAACAGAAGAUCUUGCCUGUAUGUACAAGCUGUUCAUUCGUGUACGCGAGGGGCUGAAGACUAUGUGUGACUGCAUCAGUGCAUACCUGAGGGAACAGGGCAAGGCUCUGGUCACAGAAGAAGGUGAUGACAGUAAGAAUGCUAUCACAUAUAUACAGAAUUUACUGGAUUUGAAGGACAGAUUCGACCAUUUCCUACACGAGUCUUUCAAUGACGACAAACAAUUUAAACAGAUGAUCUCCAGUGAUUUCGAGUACUUUGUCAACCUCAAUGCCAAAUCUCCAGAGUACCUCUCCCUGUUCAUAGAUGACAAACUAAAGAAGGGUGUCAAAGGGAUGUCAGAACAGGAAAUCGAGAACGUGCUGGACAAAAGCAUGGUGCUAUUCCGCUUCCUUCAGGACAAAGAUGUCUUUGAACGUUACUACAAACAGCAUUUGGCAAAACGUUUACUGCUCAACAAAAGUGUAUCAGAUGACUCUGAGAAGAAUAUGAUCUCCAAACUUAAGACUGAGUGUGGUUGUCAAUUUACUUCCAAGCUAGAGGGCAUGUUCAAAGACAUGACAGUAUCCAAUACAACAAUGGAAGAAUUCAAGAACCAUAUACAACAGUCAGAGACUAACCUUCAUGGAGUAGAUUUAUUUGUUCGAGUUUUAACAACUGGGUUCUGGCCAACUCAGUCUGCUACCCCACAAUGCAGUAUUCCUCAUGCCCCGAGAAUGGCAUUUGAAACGUUCAGGAGAUUUUAUUUGGCCAAACACAGUGGAAGACAACUGACUUUACAGCCUCAGCUGGGUUCAGCAGAUCUCAACGCCACAUUUUUCGGCGCAAAGAGAGAAGACAGUGGAGAAAACGGAGCGUCCAGUGUUUCAAAGACAGGACCUCGCAAACACAUCAUCCAAGUGUCCACAUACCAGAUGUGUAUACUGAUGCUGUUCAACAAUAGGGAAAAAUGCACCUAUGAAGAAAUAAAGACAGAGACAGACAUACCAGAGCGAGACUUGAUGAGAGCAAUACAGUCUUUGGCUCUGGGAAAAAUCACACAGAGAAUUUUACACAAGGAGCCAAAGACUAAGGAAAUAGAAUCAGAUCACCUGUUCACAGUUAACGACCAGUUUACGUCAAAAUUGUACAGGGUGAAAAUUCAGACAGUCGCUGCAAAGGGAGAGUCUGAACCUGAGAGGAAAGAAACCAGAAGUAAAGUCGAUGAGGACAGGAAACAUGAAAUCGAGGCGGCCAUUGUGAGAAUCAUGAAAGCCAGGAAAAAACUACAACACAACGUGCUUGUAGCAGAGGUAACAGAACAGCUAAAGGCCCGUUUUCUUCCCAGUCCAGUGGUUAUCAAGAAGAGAAUCGAGGGCUUGAUAGAAAGAGAAUAUUUGGCACGAACUCCAGAUGAUAGGAAAGUGUAUACAUACGUUGCCUAAGAGCUGUUCAUUCCUGCCCUUGACCGCUGGACUGCCCAGCCCUCCGGUGGAUGCGCUGAUGCGCAAGAUACAGCCACCUUUCAAAAUGGAGUACUUAUAUAUAUAUAUAUGUGUGUGUAUGAAUAUUCACGGUGGCAAACGGUGCUGCAAGUGUGACUGAGACACUCAUCGUAUACAGACUCUUACACCUGUGCACUGUGUAGGGGUUAAAAAGAGAAACCGGUUAGCCAGGCUUGACCACUUGAGCCACAAGCCGCUAAAGGGUCUUAACUGUUUUCUCCCCCAAGAUCUUGGUUGGCUUCCUGAUCCGUGGACAUACCAACU
Molecule: messenger RNA, 2827 nt
Organism: Liolophura sinensis
Lineage: Eukaryota; Metazoa; Mollusca; Polyplacophora; Chitonida; Chitonidae
Product: cullin-3-like
Exons: 20
Coding region: 212-2503 (763 amino acids)
Biological process (GO): ubiquitin-dependent protein catabolic process
Cellular component (GO): cullin-RING ubiquitin ligase complex
Molecular function (GO): ubiquitin protein ligase binding
Source: RefSeq, a predicted model, not a curated record